AUCAUAAUAUUAGAAAUAUUUGUUUUAAUUUUUAAUUUUGAGUAACUUGAAAUCUCAAAUAAAAAUAAAGAAACUUUCUAACCCAAUUAUUUGUAUAUAAGAACCGACAGCUAAUGCAGCCAAUUUGAAAUUAAUAUUUUAAAAUAUCCAGUGACAAGAGCAUAGUUAUAUUUAAUAAUAAUAUAAAAAACAUUUAAGUGUUAAAAGUUAAAUUAAAAGUAAUUCGCUAAGCGAAUAUCCAAUAUCCUAGCACGGCAAGUGAAGUGAACGAAUUAAGAUUAAUAAUAAAUAUUUGAAAAUAAGAUUAAUAAAAUAACGACAAAUUCAAAGACUGUGAAAGGGGAAAAUAAAGGAAUGGCACCGCCUAAUAAUUUUACCGAUGAAAAUAAUACGACAAGGCCUGUAAUUGAAAAUGAUAAAAAGGAAGCAGACAAGUUGAUGGAUUGGGAAGCUCCGAGAGCGCAAGGGCUUUAUGAUCCCCAAAAUGAACACGAUGCUUGUGGUGUUGGAUUUAUCGUCGCAAUUGAUGGACGACGUAAUCACAAAAUAUUACGAGAUGCUCAAACAUUGGCUGAACGUAUGUAUCAUAGAGGAGCUGUUGCCUGUGACAACGAUACUGGAGAUGGAGCCGGCGUUUUAACAGCAAUUCCACACAAGCUAUAUUCGAAAGAAUUAUCUGCACAAGGAAUUCAACUGCCAGAAUUCGGCAAAUAUGCAACUGGUAUCCUGUACUUGGAUAAAAAUAGUCAUGAGCAAGUUGAAAAGGAUUUUAAUAACCUUGCUGUAAGCUUGGGUUUAAAGAUCAUCACAUGGCGUACUGUUCCAACCGAUAUCAAUGCAAUCGGAACGGUUGCUCGCAAAAGUGAACCGUUGUCACGUCAAGUUUUUGUGACUGCUAACUUGGAUGAAGAAGCAUUAAAGCGACAGGUUUUCGUGCUUCGCAAACGUGCUACACACGAAUUAACGAAGCCUGGUCAACGCUUUUACAUGUGUUCACUUUCAACACUCACUGUUGUAUACAAAGGAUUAUUUAACUCUGAUCAACUGUGGCUCUACUACCUUGACCUUCUCAAUCCUGAUUUCGACACCUACUUGGCUCUCGUUCAUACACGUUUUAGCACAAACACUUUUCCAGCAUGGGAAAGAGCUCAUCCAAUGCGCGUUUUGGCGCACAAUGGUGAAAUUAAUACUUUACGAGGAAACAUAAACUGUAUGAAAGGUCGUGAGGGUGUUAUGAAAAGUGAUAUUUUUGGCGAUCAAUUAAAGAACUUAUUUCCCGUUGUUGAGCCAAAUCUCUCAGAUUCGGGGUCCGCAGAUUGUGUUCUUGAGUUCUUGACAAUGGUUGGAAAGAGAUCAUUGCCUGAAGCUGUCAUGACAAUGGUUCCAGAAGCAUGGCAAAACGAUCGAACUAUGUCACAAGAGAAGCGUGACUUCUAUCGCUGGAGUGCUUGUGUCAUGGAACCUUGGGAUGGUCCAGCAUUAAUCUCAUUUACCGAUGGUCGCUAUAUUGGCGCAGUUUUGGAUCGUAAUGGACUUCGUCCUUCUCGAUUCUAUGUCACGAGAGAUAAUGUUCUUAUUAUGGCAUCAGAAGUUGGUGUUUAUGAUGUUGAACCAAAGGAUGUCCUCUUGAAGAGUCGAUUGAAGCCAGGACGUAUGUUGUUGGUUGAUACCAAAGAAAAGUCACUAAUUCAAGAUGUUGAAUUGAAAUCAAAAAUUGCGAAGUCACGACCUCAUGGAGAAUGGCUUCAACAGCAGAUUUUCCUGCAAGAUAUACGUCGUGAGGAUUCACUCAAGCAUGGAGCAUUGAGUGCUGUACGGUCCGCUGGAGAUUUAAAGCGUUUUACACGUGGACUUUUUGAUCCACGUUUAACACUUUAUGGAUACACAACGGAAACAAUUCAUAUGUUGUUGGUUCCAAUGAUUAAGAAUAAGAAGGAAGCACUCGGAUCUAUGGGAAAUGAUUCACCGUUAGCAUGCUUAUCAAAAUUCCAACCUUUACCAUACGAGUAUUUUAAGCAAUUAUUUGCUCAAGUUACAAAUCCACCAAUUGAUCCUUUCCGUGAAAAAAUUGUCAUGUCAAUGCAAGCACCAAUUGGGCCAGAAUAUAACAUUUUGGAGCCAUCAGCUCAACAAGUUCAUCGAAUUUGGCUCAAUAAUCCUAUUUUGAGUGUUGCUGACAUACAAAUGUUGAAGCGUAGCACUUAUCGUGGAUGGAAAACAUGUGUCAUCGAUAUAACAUUUGAUUUUCGUGAUGGAGUUCAAGGAUAUAUUGAGACUUUUGAUCGUAUUUGUAGAGAAGCUCAAAGAGCAGCCGAAACUGGCCAUCAAUUAAUCAUCAUUUCUGAUCGGGCUGGAGGACCUCAAUUCUGUCCAAUUUCAUCAAUUUUGGCUCUCGGAUGUAUUCAUCAUCAUUUGAUUGAAACAAGAUUAAGAAUGAAACUUGGAUUGAUUGUUGAAACUGCUGAAGCAAGAGAAGUACAUCAUAUUUGUGUUCUUUUGGGCUACGGUGCUGAUGCAAUUAAUCCAUACCUUGUUUUUGAAUUGGCAAAAACUCUUCGUGAUCAAUGCAUUAUUGAUCCAGCAUUGAGUGAUGAAGAAAUUUCAAGUAGCUUUGGAAAAGCUAUUGAUACUGGAAUGUACAAGGUCAUGGCUAAAAUGGGUAUUAGUACAUUGCAAUCGUACAAGGGUGCUCAAAUUUUCGAAGCUGUUGGUCUUGGUGUAGAAGUCGUUGAUAAAUGUUUCCGUGGAACUGCUUCGCGCAUUGGAGGUGUUACUAUGGACAUUUUGGCACGUGAAAGUUUGGAACGACAUCAAUUGAGUUUCCAUCAUGUUUCACCUGAUGCUCAGAUAUUGAGAAAUCCAGGAAACUAUCACUGGCGAGCAGGAGGUGAAGGUCACUUGAAUGAUCCAGCUGCAAUUUCUGCACUUCAGGAAGCAUCAAUUAAUGACGAUCACAGCUCAUACAAAAGAUUCCGAGAAGCAACAAUGAACAGUGUCAGACAGUGUUGUCUGCGUGGACAACUAGAUUUUGUUUCUGACCGCGAAAAAGUUGAUAUCUCAGAAGUCGAACCAGCAUCUGAAAUUGUAAAGAGAUUCGCAACUGGCGCUAUGUCAUUCGGUUCCAUUUCAUUGGAAGCUCACGCAACUUUGGCGGUUGCAAUGAACCGUAUCGGAGGAAAAAGUAAUACUGGUGAAGGUGGUGAAAAUGCCGACCGAUAUUUAAAUCAAGAUCCUCAAUUUAACAAACGAUCAGCAAUCAAGCAAGUCGCUUCAGGUCGUUUUGGAGUAACUGCAGCGUAUAUUGCAAAUUCCGAUGAUUUACAGAUAAAAAUGGCCCAAGGUGCUAAACCCGGCGAGGGAGGUGAAUUGCCAGGCUAUAAAGUCACGAAAUCAAUUGCUAAAACUCGUCACUCAGUUGCUGGUGUAGGACUAAUUAGUCCACCACCACAUCACGAUAUCUACUCUAUUGAAGAUCUUGCUGAAUUAAUUUAUGACUUGAAAUGUGCCAAUCCAAAUGCUCGAAUUAGUGUCAAAUUAGUUUCGGAAGUAGGUGUGGGAGUCGUUGCUGCUGGUGUCGCAAAAGGAAAAGCAGAACAUAUUGUUGUAUCUGGUCAUGAUGGUGGAACUGGUGCAAGUUCUUGGACAGGUAUUAAAUCAGCUGGAUUACCUUGGGAAUUGGGUAUUGCUGAGACACAUCAAGUUCUUGUGUUAAACAACUUAAGAUCAAGAGUGAUUGUGCAAGCUGAUGGACAAUUAAGAACUGGAUUUGAUAUCGUUAUUGCUGCAUUAUUGGGCGCUGAUGAAUUUGGAUUUUCGACAGCUCCAUUGAUUGUAAUGGGAUGUACAAUGAUGAGAAAAUGUCAUUUAAAUACUUGCCCGGUUGGAAUUGCUACUCAAGAUCCAAUUUUACGUGAAAAGUUUGCAGGAAAACCAGAACAUGUCAUCAACUACUUAUUUAUGUUGGCUGAAGAUAUUCGUGAAAUUAUGGCAGGCAUGGGAAUCCGUAAAUUCCAAGAAUUGAUUGGUCGAACAGAUUUGCUGAAAAUGAAUCCUGAUCGUAAUAACGAAAAAGCUCAUACAUUAGAUUUACAGCUUGUCUUGAAGAGUGCUCUUGAGAUGCGUCCAAAUACAAAUAUAAUUGGGGGUUCAGUCAAGCAAGAAUUCCAAUUGGAAAAACGUUCUGAUAAUGACAUAAUUGAACAAGCUCAAGGAAUUCUCAAUGGCAAAGAAAAGACAUUGAAUCUCAACAUGACAAUUCGCAAUGAAGAGCGUGCGUUUGCCUCAACAUUGAGUUAUCAUAUUGCAUGUAAGUUUGGUGAGCCUGGUUUACCUGAUGGAACAUCAAUUAAUAUUAAUUUGAGAGGUUCUGCUGGACAAAGUUUUGGUGCAUUUUUGGCAAAGGGUGUUAAUAUAAGAUUGGUUGGUGAUGCAAACGAUUAUGUUGGUAAAAGCUUGAGUGGAGGAUCAAUUGUUAUAACACCUCCUGAAGAUUCUCCAUUUGAAAGUCACUUGAAUGUCAUCGUUGGAAAUGUAUGCCUUUAUGGUGCAACUAGCGGUAAAGCUUUCUUUAGAGGAAUUGCAGCUGAACGUUUCUGUGUAAGAAAUUCUGGAGCUAUUGCUGUUGUUGAAGGUGUAGGAGAUCAUGGAUGUGAAUAUAUGACGGGCGGUAUUUGUCUUAUUUUAUCUGGAAAUACAGGCAGAAACUUUGCAGCUGGUAUGAGUGGAGGUAUUGCUUACGUUUAUGAUCCUGACGAUAUUUUCGUUAGUGGAAAAGUCAAUAUGGAAUCUGUUGAGUUGUGUGAGCUUGACGAAAAACCUGAUCGUGAAUUAGUGCAUGGAUUGCUUGAAGAAUUUGUUCAAAAAACUGGAUCAGUUUUGGCUAAGGAUAUUUUGAAUUCUUGGCCAGGUGUUUGCUCGAAAUUCGUUAAAGUAUUCCCAUUCGAAUAUCAACGAGCAUUGAAAGCAUUAGAAGAGGAAAGAAUAAAGGAAGAACAAUUGAAAGAAGAGGAAAGAUUAAAGGCCUUAGAAUUAGAAGAAGAGGCACAAGAUGUUGAUGUUGACAAUGAUCCAUAUGAACCUCAAGUUAAGGAUAUUGAAGAAGCUGUCAAGGAUGUUGCCCUUGAAAAACGUAAAGUUGUAAAAGAAAAGAAUUUGGAUAAGGUUCGUGGAUUUAUUAAGUACAAACGUGAAGUUCAGCCAUAUCGUAAUCCAGCCAAAAGACAAGAAGAUUGGGAUGAAAUUUAUAAUUUCGAUCACGUCCGAAAAAAUUUGAAAACUCAAGCAGCACGUUGCAUGGAGUGUGGCGUUCCAUUCUGUCAAUCAAAUGUUCAUGGAUGUCCUCUUGGAAAUAUUAUUCCAAAAUGGAAUGACUUAGUCUUUACUGAUAGAUGGAAGGAUGCUCUCUUGCAAUUAUUGCAAACGAAUAACUUCCCUGAAUUUACAGGACGUGUUUGUCCAGCUCCUUGCGAAGGAAGUUGUGUAUUGGGCAUUUCUGAGCCAGCAGUAACAAUUAAAAAUAUUGAGUGUGCAAUCAUCGAUACUGCAUUUGAAGAAGGAUGGAUUAGACCAGAAAAACCAUCUUGUCGAAGUGGAAAUAAAGUUGCAAUUAUUGGAAGUGGACCUGCUGGCUUAGCAGCUGCUCAACAAUUAAAUCGUGCUGGACAUACAGUCACAGUAUAUGAAAGAAACGAUAGACCCGGUGGUCUUCUUCAAUACGGCAUUCCAACGAUGAAGUUAUCAAAAGAAGUUGUUAUGCGUCGUAUUGAUCUAUUGGAGGCUGAAGGAAUUAAAUUUAAAUGCAACGUAAAUGUUGGCACAGACGUUAGUUCUAAUGAUCUACUCAACAACUACGAUGCAGUUUUAAUCACCACUGGAUCAACAACUCCACGUGAUUUGUCUAUUACUAAUCGUCAUUUGAAUGGAAUUCAUUAUGCGAUGGAAUUUUUGGAAGCUAAUCAGAAACGUCAAUUGGGAACACGCGAAGAUUGCAUUUGGGCUCAUGGAAAGGAUGUCAUUGUUAUUGGUGGUGGUGACACUGGCUGCGAUUGUAUUGCAACUUCUUUAAGACACGGUGCUAAGUCAAUUACUAAUUUCGAACUUCUUCCUCAACCACCUGCAAAACGAGCUGCCGAUAAUCCAUGGCCACAAUGGCCUCGUAUUUUCAGAAUCGAUUAUGGUCAUGAAGAAGUGAAACUUAAGCAUGGAAAAGACCCUCGACAAUACUGUAUUACAGCGAAGGAAUUCUUGGAUGAUGGAAAUGGCAAUGUCAAGGGUGUCAAUACAGUUCAAGUAGAAUGGACCAAAUCAGCAACAGGUCAGUGGCAAAUGAAGGAACUUGCUGGUAGUGAGAAGUUUUACCCAGCAGAUCUGAUUUUACUCGCAAUGGGAUUUAUUGGACCUGAAAAGAAAGUUCCUUCCGAUAUUGGCGUUCCAUUGGAUAAUCGAGGAAAUAUUCAAACACCAAACGGAACUUAUGGAACUUCUAAUCCAAAGAUCUUUGCAGCAGGAGAUUGCAGACGGGGACAGUCACUCGUUGUAUGGGCUAUAUCAGAAGGAAGACAAGCAGCAAGACAAAUUGAUUCAUUCUUAACAGGAAUGCCAAGCGUUCUUCCAGGUCCCGGUGGUGUAAUUAUUCCACAAAAAGCUACAUAAAUUUAUCGUCAAGUAUUUUGAUUUUCUUUCAUAAUCAUUUUUUUUAUUCAACUUAUUUCCAAUUCUUUUGGUCAUAGAAUGUUGUUAAAUCCAAUAAUCAUUUUAUUUUAAUCUUUAUUAUGAUAACAAGCAUUUGAAAUCAUUUUGAGAAUGAUAUUGCAUGGCAUUUUUUAAGAAAAAUGUUGCUCGUUAAUUUUACACAUGAUCUGUUAUUAAUGCAACAAAUUUUAUGGAUAGUCUCUUUUUUCGCGACAUUUGUAAUUUUUUUACAAUUAUUUAUAUUCGUAAUUUUAUGUACUUUAAUUAAGUUUUCUUUUUCAUUGACGAAAAAAAAACAAGAUUGAGAAAAUGAAACGAAAAACAAUAAGUAGUAAUGAGAGUAGAUGUACUUUAUAAAACUUAAUGACAACUAUGAAAAAUAUUGUGAUUACAUACUGUACUUUAGAAAAGUUCUUGAAGCAUACUAUACCUUUAAUAAUUUAAAAAGGCUUUAUUCGUUCAUUCUAUCCAUCAAUUGAAUUUGUUAAUCUAAAUUCAAACUCAUCAUAUACCUAAGUCUAUUUAAAACGGAGAAAAAUCAUUGAUUGAUCUCUUUUUGCCCAGAAAAAUGUUCUGUUUGCUUUAUAAUUUAGCUCUAUAGUAUAAAGUGAUUAUGUUAGAGCUUAGAGAUGUUUCGAAGAAGAAAGUAAAAUGUUAUGACAGAACUAUUUAAAGAGAACUAUAUUAUAUUAAAUCUAUUUACUGUGCAUGGGUCAUUUUCUUUUUAAACAUUUUGAAAGAGGAUCAAUCUUACGAAAUAUCCAUAAGUUUAAUACUUUUGAUGAUAUUGCACAAAACUUCAAUCUAAGAUGAUCCGACACCAUAGAAUGUCGAACAUAUGUAGCUUGUCAGCAAUUUUUUUUUUUAAAUUUCUUCAUUCCACAAUUUCCAUAAACAAGCACAAUGCAUUUUCUUUUUUCAAUUACAAUUAUUAAUUAAAAAAAAACACACAAAAAAAAUGAAGAGAUAUUAAUGAUGUUGAUUAUGUGACUAACUUAUAUGUAAAUGAAGCAUAUCAUGAUAAAGUUCAUGACAGUUGAGUCAAAAGUUUUUGACAUGUUUUAUUGUUUAAAUAUAUAUUUACGACGAAAAGACCCAAAUAAUAAUAUUUUAAAUGAAGUAAAUGUCAAUUAAAAUUGAUGCUAAAAUUAUUAUAUAAAUUAUAUAUAUACAAAAAUAGAUGAUAACAACCUCAUAAUGGAGGCUAAAAGUGUAUUACAUCAAUUAAUUUUUAUUUAUUUCCGAAUCAUGAAAUGACGAAAUAUUUUACGAAAAAUCAGCCUUUUGUCAUUUUCCUUAUUCGGAAAAUAUAUAAAUCUUACAAAUGGAUUCUACGAAAACUGAAAAGAUUGGAAUGUCCUUUUAUUCUGACAAUAAUUAGUCGUUUAAAACAAGAAUAUUAAGAGAAAAUAAGCUCUUUUGAGGCCACAAAAUGUAGUUUACGCAUAUUUACUGACGAUAAAUUGAAACAUUAAAAAAUGCAAAAGUAAAAACUUCAAACAAAAUGUAAUCAAAAAUUAUAUAUUAAUAAUGUUAAAUAAAGUUAAAACUUAGGACAGCA
This is a messenger RNA of Chironomus riparius, 8251 nucleotides long. The record is from the annotation of a GenBank genome assembly. Lineage: Eukaryota; Metazoa; Arthropoda; Insecta; Diptera; Chironomidae.